Messenger RNA from Cornus florida, 3283 nucleotides. RefSeq lists its product as uncharacterized. Lineage: Eukaryota; Viridiplantae; Streptophyta; Magnoliopsida; Cornales; Cornaceae. The coding region runs from base 585 to 1304 and encodes 239 amino acids. The transcript is spliced from 5 exons. The record is from RefSeq and is a predicted model, not a curated record.
AAAUAUGUCAAAACUUGUUCCAUUUUGAGAACAGGUAUAAACACAAAUCACAACAAUGUUCUAGGGUUCGCACAGUUGAAGGCGAUUCGGCUCCAGUGCACAACGUCGGGCUUCAAAUCGAUGAAAACCAAACUGGGAUUGAAAUCGACGAAGCUUUCCUACACAGUCGUCUUCUUGUCACUACUGUGGGCUUGAAAUCGACCACACUGAAAUAGAUCUGAAGCUUUCCUUGAGAGUCAUUUUUUUCUCACUGAUCGGACUUCAAAUUGACCACUGUGUAUGAAGAUCUGAAGAGAAACUCCCUCUGUCUCACCUCUACAUUUUCCGGUGAACCCAAGCUUCGCCGCUACCUUCUGUCACUCCGAUCUGUGUGAUAGGGCACAGUUGAAGCGGGUAGUGACACAAAUACCAUACUAGGGUUAAAAAUUGAAGUGACGAAGAAGCCUUGUUUUUGAUUCGGAACUUCACUCUUCUUCAGCAACUCCAGACAAAUUUUCUUUGAACCAGAUGGAUAUCAAUGGUGACAAUGUGGUGGGAGAAGAAAUAGAGGACCUUACGGACAAUAUCGAUGAUGCAAAACUAGUAUGGAUGAUUCUCAGCUCGAAGCUUUCAUCAUCUGUAUAGAGAAAGAAGUGAGGGUUGGUAAUCGGACUACCAGAACUUUUAGCACAAUUGGUUGGAAGAAUAUAGUAGAAGGCAUGAGCGUCCGUACAGGGAAGAAGUAUGCACCGAAACAACUUAGGAGCAAAUUCAACCACAUAAGGGUAAAGUACAAAGCCUUUGUGAGUUUGUUAGCAGAAACAGGCGUGGGAUAUAAUGCUGAGACGGGCAUGGUUAUAGUUGAAAAUGAAAGAUGGCCUAGAUUGAUGAAGGUGAAUAACCAUUAUGGUGAGUUUCGAAAGAAGGGAUGCAAGCAUUUUGACAAGUUAACCACCAUAUUUAGAGGCAUACAUCCUACAGGUGCACAUGUCCAUACUUCGACUAAUCCACCCAUUAUCAACCAAGCCCCCUCACACCAUGCAACCAUACAUAGCUCAUUUGAAAUUGAUGAUUUAGCUGAGUUAGACGGUCAUGAGAUCAGUCCCUCUCCUGAACCUUAUGGUAAGAAACCAAAGAAAGAGAGUUUUGACUCCACAAUGAGCGAUGUCAUGGUGCAAAUGAAAGACAAAGCUAACAUGAAAUGUGAUCGAAUUGAAAAGGCCAUAAAAGAAGCUUUAUCAUCUAAUAUGAAAACAGUCCAUGAAAAAUGUCAGGUUGAAGUAAAUUCUCCGGACAAGACAAAAGGUGAUUUUAAGUUAUGUUGAUAUGAAACAAUAUGCUAAGGUCAUCUAAAUGUUACGUAAUGAUGAAGUUUGGAGGGAUUUCUUUCUAAAUGACCUUCCUGAUAAUAAGAGGGUUGGUUGGAUCAUAAAUCUUUGAUUUUGUGUGUUGUUUUUAUUAUGACUUUGAAUAACUGUACUAUUAAGUAUAUUUUAUUUGGUAUGUUGCUUUUAUUUCUUAUUUGGUUUUGUUACGACUUUGGAUGAUUGUAAUAUUAAGUACACUAGUAUUUGGCUUGGAAUGAUUGUAAUGACAAUAUCAGUAUUUGGCUUGGGAUGAUUUUAUUUGUUGUCUUGCUUUUAUUACUUAUUUAGUAUUUGGCUUGGGAUGAUUGUAAUUUAUGUCAUUUCUUAUAUUUUAUAUUAUACAGAUGGAUAUUAGGACAAUCAUUGAGUUGCAUGAUGAUGAUGAUGACGAGAAUGAAUGUGUCAUCAUAACGGCAUGUUUGUUGGAUUACUAUAUAAAACAUUACCAUAAACAACCUUGUAGGGAUUCAAUUUUAAGAGGGGAAACAUAUAUAUUGGAGAUCUUGAACGGGUAUGGAAAUAGAUACAUUUAGGAUGUCCAUUCCUAUUUUUUUGAAGUUGUGUGGGGAGCUUAGGUCAUUAGGGUUGAAAGACUCUAAAGGUGUAAAUGUUUAUGAACAAGUUGACAUAUUCUUGCUUACUUUAGUUCACAAUGAAAGGAAUCGUGUGUUAGCAGAAAGAUUUUAACACUAUACUUAUACAAUUUCAAAACAUUUCCAUUCGAUUUUACAAAAAGUGUGUGAUUUAGGGAAAAAGAUUAUUGUCCCCUAGAUUUAACCCAAGUUUCUAACCAUAUAAAGAAGUCAAAAAAAGUACAACCCUUUUUUUAGGAAUUGCACAGGGGAAAUUGAUGGAACUCAUAUCCUUACGAACGUGCCUAUGGACCAGCAAAUACCAUUUCGUGGUAGGAAGGAGGAUACUAUACAAAAUGUAAUGGUUGUUUGUGAUUUUCAUAUGAUGUUCAUAUACGUUGUAGCAAGAUGAGAUAGGUCUGCUAAUGAUUCUAAGAUAUUGAAUGAGACCAUUAAUAAUGAGGAUAUGCAUUUCCCACAGCCUCCGGACGGUAAAUGUCAUACUUCCUACAAUUUUGCAAUAGUUAUUUUAAAUAUAAUGGUACAAUUGUAAAAUGGCAAAAAAAUAUUAUUUAGUGAACUCCGGGUAUGCCAAUCAACCGGGUUUCUUGGCUCCCUAUAGGGGUCAACGGUACCACUUCUAAGAGUACCAUAGAGCUUUUCGGGCAACAUCGAGGUAGAAAGGAAACAUACAAUCACAGGCACUUGUCUUUGCGAAAUAUCAUUGAGCGUUGUUUUGGGAUGCUUAAGAUGAGAUUCCCCAUCUUGAAGCAAAUGCCCCCAUAUAAGUUUGAAGCUCAGGUUGCUAUUGUUUUAGCCUGCUGCACACUUCACAACUUUAUAAGAAAUGAGGUGCAAGUAGAUGCAAUAUUUGAUGAUGCAACUGUGGAGGCGCUAAUAGAUGAAAUAUUUGAAGAUGAUAAUGAUGAUGUUCAGGUUAAUGUGCCGCAGUUUCGCUCGUGACUAAUCGAUAUUUUACGUGAUCAUUGUAAUACCCCGAUAAUUUUAAAAGAUUUAUUAAUUAGGAUUAAUUAUUUUAUUUUAUUUUUCAAUGAUUUAUUUUAUUUUAUUGAGUGCUAGAUUAAUUAUCUUAUUUUAAUUAAGUUAUAUUUCGUGAUUAUGUAUGAUGAUUGAUUGUUUGUGUGGUUGAUUAUUGAUUGAAUUAUUGGUGUGUUGAUUUUAUUGGUAUUAUAUGACUUAGUUGUAAAUUCUUGUUUGUUUAUGUGCUUCAUGUAAUUAGUUAUUUUAAUUUCUGUAUUUAAUUAAUUAUCUUAUUUAUUUAAAUUAAUUGGAUUGGGCUUAAGGAAAGUUAGACCAAAAGAUGUGGUCUUGGGCUUGUAUGAAACCUUAUUGGGUUAAUUAAUG